Messenger RNA from Cariama cristata (Red-legged seriema), 876 nucleotides. RefSeq names its product dystrobrevin, beta (gene DTNB). Gene Ontology annotation, biological process: synaptic signaling. The annotation marks the transcript as partial. The transcript is spliced from 7 exons. Gene Ontology annotation, molecular function: zinc ion binding. The record is from RefSeq and is a predicted model, not a curated record. Lineage: Eukaryota; Metazoa; Chordata; Aves; Cariamiformes; Cariamidae. Gene Ontology annotation, cellular component: synapse; plasma membrane.
AUGAUUGAGGAGAGUGGGAAGAGGAGGAGGACAAUGGCAGAGAAGAGACAGCUGUUCAUGGAAAUGAGAGCACAGAAUUUUGAUGUCAUCAGACUUUCAACGUAUCGAACAGCCUGUAAACUGCGGUUUGUACAAAAAAGAUGUAAUCUUCAUCUUGUUGAUAUCUGGAAUAUGAUUGAAGCCUUCCGAGAUAAUGGCCUUAACACUUUGGAUCAUAACACAGAGAUCAACGUGUCUCGACUAGAAACAAUCAUUUCAUCCAUCUACUACCAGCUAAACAAACGCCUUCCUUCUACUCACCAAAUCAGUGUAGAGCAAUCCAUCAGCCUCCUCCUCAACUUCAUGAUAGCAGCAUAUGACAGUGAGGGCCGUGGGAAGUUGACGGUAUUUUCAGUGAAAGCUAUGUUAGCAACAAUGUGUGGCGGUAAAAUACUGGACAAACUAAGAUAUAUUUUCUCUCAAAUAUCAGAUUCAAAUGGACUAAUGAUAUUUACAAAGUUUGAUCAGUUUUUGAAAGAAGUUCUAAAACUUCCAACAGCUGUGUUUGAGGGGCCUUCCUUUGGAUACACAGAGCAUUCUGUACGGACCUGUUUCCCACAACAAAAAAAGAUCAUGCUAAACAUGUUUUUAGACACUUUGAUGGCUGAUCCACCUCCUCAGUGCCUUGUGUGGCUGCCUCUCAUGCACAGACUUGCCCAUGUUGAAAAUGUCUUCCAUCCCGUGGAAUGUUCGUAUUGCCGGUGUGAGAGCAUGAUGGGUUUCCGGUACCGAUGCCAGCAGUGCCACAACUACCAGCUCUGUCAAAACUGUUUUUGGCGUGGCCAUGCAAAUGGUCCUCAUAGCAACCAGCAUCAGAUGAAGGAGCAUUCCUCUUGG